This is a messenger RNA of Pseudogymnoascus verrucosus, 3234 nucleotides long. RefSeq lists its product as uncharacterized. Gene Ontology annotation, molecular function: protein serine/threonine kinase activity; ATP binding. The transcript is spliced from 6 exons. Lineage: Eukaryota; Fungi; Ascomycota; Leotiomycetes; Thelebolales; Thelebolaceae. Gene Ontology annotation, biological process: protein phosphorylation; mitotic DNA damage checkpoint signaling. Gene Ontology annotation, cellular component: nucleus. Bases 666 to 2396 code for a protein of 576 amino acids. The record is from RefSeq and is a predicted model, not a curated record.
AUCCAGUAAAUGCAAGUAAAUCCAGUAGUAAAUCCAGUAAGAAUCCUGUGCACAGUUCAGUUAGUCCAAUACGCGAGAAUCGUUGAGAACAUCACCACUCCCCGCCGCUUUCUUCAAUUCUCUUUCAACCUUUCUCCCUCUUCUCCCCCAUUCACCAACCUUUUAUUGCUCCUAUAGACUACACUCUUGUAGAAAAAGAACUCGCCGACAUCUUCCCUCCCUCGACCUAUACACGACUCGACACACCGAUAGACAGGGCGCAUAUAUCCAGAGUAUACCCCAUACAGACGACAUCGACAUCGACAUCGACAUCGACUACUACCAUUCCAAGCCGAAUCUGCAUCUCACCUGCACUCAUCAUCCAUCACCAACCUAUCGCCGCUGCUCCCGCCGCUGCUCCCGCCGCUGUACGCCUGCAUUUCCUCACAUCUCCGUCAUCGACCGGCGAUCAUUGCCUGUGCGAAACUCCACCAACAAACCACAAACCACAAACCACAAACCACAACCACAACCACCACCACCACAACAAACACCAACGGCGACUCCCAAACUCGCUUAACAAUCAACGACUUCCCCUCCAAACAUCCCACCCCACUAAAUAGUUAUCGUCAAAGGCCGACUUCAUCUCCAAUACCCGGACCUGCCCCACCCCUCAAAAGGUUCGAAUGGAGACGCUCAAGGCCUUCAUAAAGCAUGGGAAGCAAGCGCGAGUGACCCAGCCUCAAGCCGAACCAACAACCCACGUAUCGCCCGUCACUGCGCACCAACAACGAGCUGCGAAGACCGAGUCCAGCGUGUCACAGAAGCGCGCAGAGGAGGCAAACAUGGCCCACCAGGCACAGAAGGAUGAUGCGAACAGGAAGGCAGGUGGGAAGAAGGUAGACCCGGACACGCUCGCGCGCAUGGUCGCCGAAGACAACGAGUCGAAGGGGAAGCUGCCGCGGUACCCCGGCCUCGAGAGAUGGCGCCUCAUUGAGAAGAUGGGCGACGGCGCAUUCAGCAAUGUAUACAAGGCCGUCGACCUCGAGGGAAGCGCGGGCGAGGUGGCCAUCAAGGUCGUCCGCAAGUUCGAGAUGAACUCUUCUCAGGGUGAUGAUCAUCUUCAUCCGGAUUUCAAGAAACCAAAGGCUGCUGAGAGAGCGAACAUUUUAAAGGAAGUCCAGAUCAUGAGGCAGCUUGACCACCCCAGCAUCGUGAAGCUCAUCGACUUCUCCGAGUCGAAACAGUACUAUUAUAUCAUCCUGGAGCUCGCACCCGGAGGAGAAUUGUUCCACCAGAUCGUCCGCCUGACCUACUUCAGCGAGAAUCUGUCUAGACAUGUCAUCACACAGGUAGCCGAGGCAUUAGAGUACUUGCACGAGGAGAAGGGUGUUGUGCACAGAGAUAUUAAGCCGGAGAAUUUACUGUUCAGCCCCAUCCCCUUCAUUCCAACCAAGAACCCAAAGCCAAGGUCCGACGAGGAAGAGGACAAGGUUGACGAGGGAGAGUUCACAGCUGGCGUUGGUUCGGGCGGCAUCGGUAAGAUUAAGAUUGCCGACUUUGGCCUGUCAAAGAUUGUAUGGGACACUCAGACCAUGACACCCUGCGGCACAGUCGGCUACACCGCUCCAGAGAUCGUCAAGGAUGAGCGCUACUCCAAGAGCGUGGACAUGUGGGCGAUGGGUUGCGUUCUGUACACACUACUCUGCGGAUUCCCUCCUUUCUACGACGAGAGCAUCCAAGUCCUCACGGAGAAGGUUGCAAAGGGGCAGUACACAUUCCUCUCGCCCUGGUGGGACGACAUCUCCAAACCUGCCCAGGAUCUCGUCUCGCACCUCCUAACCGUCGACCCAGAGAAGCGCUACACCAUCAAGGAGUUCCUCGCUCACCCCUGGAUCAAGAACACUGCCGAACCUACCUACGCGGCCUUUGACGCCCCACCUCUCGCCACACCUGCCACCGAGCGCGCUGAGCCUCUCCGCGCCUUUGACCGCGAGCUCCUCGAGUCACCAGGAGCGCGCCGCAUGGACUUCCGCUCGCCUGGUGCAGUUAACCUACGCGAGGUAUUCGAUGUGGGUUACGCCGUGCAUCGCCAGGAGGAGGAAGCGAAGCGCCGCAAGAAUCUCAUGGGCCGCGGACUAGAGCCCAUAGGUGAUGAGAAUGAGGGGGGCAUGCAGGGUGUUGAACAGGGUCUGAGGAAUACGAGCCUGAGUGCUGCGGCGACCGCGAGGCAGCAGGCACAACCACAGGCGAAGGGAUAUGGACAGCACUCACCCGCUGUGGCAGCAGCAGCAAGGCAGCAAGUUAAGAACCAGAGGGGUCCGUUCGAGUUGAAUCUUGACGGCGCAACGUUACUGGGGAGGAGAGGGCAGAAGGGGCCAACGAGCGGACUGAGGGAGUCCACGACUGUGCAAUGAGCGGAUGAGGAUGGGACUAGGGAUUUGUUGCAUGGCGUGAUACUGGCGUUUGAAACUGGGACGGGCGUGAUCCUGGCAUCACCCCGUGUUUUUCUUGCUCUGUUUGGGCUGCCUGUCUUGAUAAGGACGGUGUUUGUGGCCCGAGGCAUUUUCUAGCUAUGACCGCACAUGUGUCUAGCGCCUGAUAGACGAGGCGAUGGAAAUGCAUACAUGUCCGUUUUGACUAGAUUAUUUGUGGUGACUUGGUGGAUGUUAGGAAGUGACUGUACGAGUGUCGGCUGUCAUUUAUGAGCCUUUAUUAGAGCCUACUAUGUAGCAACUAAGCAAGAUAUUCACAUACACGAUUACCUUUCAUCUCUCGCUGUCACAUUACCCCGCCCUUACCUUUACCCGAUAUAAGAACCCCUAACCUCAUCUGACGAGUUGGGGGUGGGUGAUCUCCUUCUUCUGCCGCAUUGUCGGGGCCCGCCGCCUUCGCUGGUGCCUUUCUUCUCUAGUUUGGGCUUCUUUGUCACUUCUUGGCUCUGGUGUCAUUUCCUCCUUCGGGGUUUGCGCUGGGGACUUAGGCGCCGAGGUGCCUUCAUCUAUUUUAGCCUGCCACAAUAUCAGUUUCGGCUCCUGAGGGUAUCUCUAGCGAUUCGCCAGCAGAUCGGGAGAGGUACUCACGACUUCCCUACCAAUCCAACCAAUCCAACCCAGCAUUAUCGUCCAUCUGAAAAGUCGACAGCCACACGUCAAGCUCCUGCGAUGCCGAAUCGAUCGCCGCAGUGACCUGAUCAUUUGACAUUGCUGAAAACAACACCGGUUGAAACUCUGCGAACCCUCCGAGGCUCUGUCC